UAGUGAAAGAAGAACAAGUUAUUGGGUCUGUUUUGUCUCUUAUCAACCGGCUACACAUUGACCAAUCGUGUAAGUUGUCCUGUCUCAUUGUUAUCUCUUAUCAAACAGCUUCUUAUCGAGAAUAUAUGGAGUUUUUUUGAGAUGUUUGCGUGAACAAGAAUAUUGUUGUUUGUUCGCAUCAUGAGUUAAACACAAGUGUUUGUAACAAUCCAAAGAUUUUUGAUGUUUGCGUGAACAAGAAUAUUGUUGUUUGUUCUCAUCUUUUGCGAUGUCUGCGUGAACAAGAAUAUUGAUGUUUGUUUUUAUACUCUGUUUUCGCUCUGUUCGGUCUUGAUAUUGAAAUCAGAAGUAUGUUCGGCCUGUUGUUUCUUAAUGUCCUGAUCAUAUAAACUCAAGUGAUUUUAGUCAUAUAUUUUCUAAAACUUUUUCUUUAUAAUGACAUAUGAUGAGUGGGGGAUUGUAUUAUGAUCAAGGAGGAGAACGAUAUGAGAAUGCAAAGGACACUUCACACUUGCAUUCCGAUCUAUAAGGCAAAGGACCUCAGAAACCUAAACUCUAACUCUAACGAAGAAGAGAGAAAGAGAUGACAGAUGAUGGUUCAAGUUUCGAUCCAAAUUUCACACCGUUGAAUACAAUGGAUUUAGAGAGCCAGCGAGUCCUUGGAGUUAUUUUGGCAGAUGAUGAGGCUGAUGAUGGUUCAUCUGAUGGAGCAAAAAAGAAGCAAAGAAAGAAGAGAAGGCUUAUUCAAGCUGCUGAUGAUGAAGAUGAUAGUGAUGUUGAAAUCACUCCUCCACCAACCCAAGCUACUACUCUGCGCAAACAAGCCACCUGCGGAACCGUGCGAGCCUUGAAAUCAAAGAAACCAAUGUUACAGUCUACUCUAGACGGUGGCAUUGGAUCGUCUUCGUCUCCUAAGGCGAGUAAAAGGAAAACCAAAACCAAAUCUAUUCAUUUUACCAUCCGUGGGGGGAGAAAGAGUUCCAGGCUGACACAAGGCAAUGGUAAGAAUAAGAAGAAGAUUCAAGAGGAGCAGCUUGAUUUGGAAGGUGAAUUUGAAGAGGACGAGAUGGAGGACGAGAUGGAGAACGAGAAGGAGGGUAGGCAAUGGUCUGAUGUAUGGCCCCAUUUUACUAAGAUUCGAAAAUCCAAUGGUGAGGAGAAAACUAAAUGCAAUUAUUGUAAGAAUGACUAUGCAUGGAGUUCCCACGGGCAUGGAACAAGUGGUUUGAGAAGGCAUCGUGACAGAUGCAAACUCUUUCCAAGGCAUGGUGACCCGCGGGCCUGCCCGCAAAGACCUGUGCAAUAGGCGGGGCGGGAUUGGUCAAUGCUUCUCGGUACCGCAUCCCGCGGCGGGCCAGCCCGCUGUGACCCGACUGAACUUGAGCCCGUGGCGGGGCGGGCCAUUUGGUUGCGGGUGAGCUCGUUUGCCAUCUCUACUAUCGGGUGGUGGUCGUUUUUUUCAGCUUGACAAUUACCACUAAACUUUUAGGGUGUAACUGGUAACAACUAAAAGGAAUAUGUGGAAUGAUAGGAAUUAUUAUUUCUGGAAUUUAAUGGAAUGGAAUCAGCAUUCCACUUAUUCCAAAACGUUUUUGAUUUGGAAUGAUUUUUCAAAUGAUAUUUAAUUUUUUUUCUCGAAUGGUAUGGAAUGUUAUGAAAUGAAAUGGAAUACACAUUCUAUUUUUUAAUUGUAAUUGGUGAAUUUUUUUUAGAAUGCACAUAAAUUAAGCAUUCAGGAAGUUUUAAUUCAAAAAAAAUGCAUUCCAGUUGCAGCCGCAUUUUGUGAAGGCCUCCCAAUAACUGAUGUGGGCCUAUUUACGUAUGGGUUUGAAUUCAUUUUUAUUGCUUUUGAAAAAAAAAUUGUUUUACUCUGUUUGACCCAAAAAAUAAUCCGAAAACUAAUUCAAAUAUUUAAUUUAAUAUAUUUCUUUAUUUGGUGCUCCUCUUUCUUCUAUAUAGUCCAACUUAUCGGAUUCAAUGUGUUAUUGUUUCGAAUAUAUCAAAUAUAAUGUGUUUGGAUAUAGUUUUGAAUUUUGUUUUCUAAUUUCUUUGUGUGACUUUCUAAUUUCUAUUUUUUUUGUCAUAAAUUCAUUCAUUAAUAUGAGAAGGCCUCAGGUCCAAGUAUAUCCAUGAUUGGGCUUAAACAGAAAUAACUCUCAAGGAGGCCUUUGCCAACGCAUCGGCUUCUCCGUUGAGAUCACGAUGAACAUGAGAAAAGGAGAUUUUGACUAACGCAGAGGAUAUGUUAUGGAUAUCACAUACGAUUCCAUGAAUUUCCUUCAUAUGUGUGACUUUCUAAUUUCACUUGUCAAAAUUACACUAUAACCAAAAAUAAUUGUGACUGGAGCAUUUUUCACUUCACAUUUUUUUUUUUAAAUUUUUGGUCAUUGUUUCACUCGAUCUUUAUUUUGUUUUCGGGUUUAACUAAAUACAAAAACAAUACGUUAAAAUCGAAACCUGAAUUAUAUUGGCUUCAACUAAUUUUUGGAAAUGUUAUUAAACUAGAACUGAACAUGACAAAACACGAACUGAGUCUACGCGGUUACCAGAGAGAGAACAUGCCAGUACUCUACCAAAUCAGGUUUGCCAUAGCAAAAAUUCACAAGAUAGCUUUACUUCCUUUGGCAUUUGACAGGAACCGAUGUAUUUGGAACAUUAAGGUGAUGUUUGUUUUUUCAUCUAGUUGAUCCAUCUAGGUAAAGAUGCAAAUCGAUGUUAGUUUUGUACAUUAAAAUGUUCUAAAUGGAUCACCCAACUGCAUUUGUAAAAACUCAUCUCAAAUUCUCACUCAAAUGAGAGUGUGUAUUCACAAAGCAUUUAGGUGAGGGUGAAUCUUCACCAAAAAAAAAACAAUUUUUCCGUCGAAACCACAUUUUCCUGCCAAAAUGGGAAAACACAAUUUUCCGACAAAACU
This is a messenger RNA of Brassica rapa (field mustard), 2914 nucleotides long. RefSeq lists its product as uncharacterized. Gene Ontology annotation, cellular component: nucleus. Gene Ontology annotation, molecular function: sequence-specific double-stranded DNA binding. NCBI's taxonomy places the organism in Eukaryota, Viridiplantae, Streptophyta, Magnoliopsida, Brassicales, Brassicaceae. Gene Ontology annotation, biological process: regulation of transcription by RNA polymerase II. The record is from RefSeq and is a predicted model, not a curated record.